Penicillium pulvis is the source of this 1329-nucleotide messenger RNA. RefSeq names its product Rieske [2Fe-2S] domain protein. The transcript has a single exon. Gene Ontology annotation, molecular function: 2 iron, 2 sulfur cluster binding. The record is from RefSeq and is a predicted model, not a curated record. Bases 1 to 1329 code for a protein of 442 amino acids. Lineage: Eukaryota; Fungi; Ascomycota; Eurotiomycetes; Eurotiales; Aspergillaceae.
AUGAUAAUCAACUGUGGGCCUCUGACAGGCUUUACCCAGGCAAGAUAUGUGAUUCACAUGUCCACAGGGAAACGGCUGGUGCUGUUUCGCCUGCCGUCGAUCGACCCGACCAGCUCAAAACCCAACGAGAAGGAAGGAUGGUCCUACUACGCGAUGGAGGCGGAAUGCCCUCAUGCGGGCGGGCCCAUGGCAGACUCUCUGAUUGAUAUUGAAGAUUCAGCAUAUGUGGCCAGCUGUCCUUGGCACGCAUAUGAUUUUAACGUGGAGACCGGAGAGUCGAGUGUGGGUAUCAAAGCAUGCACAUACCCUAUUGAUGUGCGUGGGAACAAUGUCAUGUUAGAGUUCCCCGCUGAAGAUGGUUUAAACGUGGAACUCAGCAAGAUUGAGCCCGUGAGCGAGAAAGUCAAAUUGAAAAAUGCGCGACCAUCAGAAACACCAAAAGCCAAGCAAGAGGAUUCUGGAAUGGCUCAGUACUUGGAUGAUAAUGCGACGUUAUGCGACUGGGCGGUUCAUAUUUUGAACACUGCUCACCCUGAACACAAGAUUGAACUGACUACGCACCUUUUCGCUAUCUUCACCGAAAGAGAGGCCUCUUCUUCACCCAUGGAACUUGGACGAGGCACCGUGACUGCGCCCGACCAGCCGCCCCGUGAGAAGAUGCUCACCGUCAACCCGGGCGCUAUGCCGAGGACGGGGCGAGGAGGCACAUUGAAGAGCCGGAUUGCCAUGCUCCACGCGCUAGCCAAUAUUGAGCUAUGGGCGAUUGACCUGGCCAUCGAUAUUUGUGUGCGGUUCGCUACAUUUCAGACUGAGAAAAGCUCAGAGCAGCUACCAAGGGCUUAUUUUCAUGACUGGCUCAAAGUCGCGAGCGAUGAGGCGAAACACUUCUCUCUUCUGCGCACCCGGCUUGAAGAGAUGGGAUCGCACUUUGGCGCUCUCCCUGUUCAUCACAGUCUGUGGCUAUCCGCUCAGGAAACAGCGUACGAUCUUCGCGCCCGUAUAAGUAUCAUUGCUCUGGUUCACGAGGCUAGGGGUCUGGAUGUCAACCCGAUGACUAUCCAGAAGUUUCGUCUCUCCGGUGACACUGAGAGCGUCGAAGCGCUCGAGGUCAUCCACCACGACGAAAUUACACAUGUGACUACGGGCCACCGAUGGCUGACCUGGAUCUGUAAUCAAGAAGGAACCGACCCGGUGCAGGUCUUCCGCUCCAACGUCCAGAAACAUUUCCGUGGGCCCCUCCGUGGACCAUUUAACGAAGAAGCUCGCUUGGAGGCUGGUAUGGACAAACGAUACUACGAGGAGAUGCCGAAUGUCGUUGCGGCGUCAUAA